This is a messenger RNA of Macrosiphum euphorbiae (potato aphid), 378 nucleotides long. Lineage: Eukaryota; Metazoa; Arthropoda; Insecta; Hemiptera; Aphididae. The record is from the annotation of a GenBank genome assembly.
AUGAUAGGUUAUAUAAAACAUUUAAAUUUUGCAGAAGGGUUAAUUACAUACUCAAGUGGUGUAUUGGCCGAUUACAAUUUGGCAAUUGAUGGUAUCCAGGUCAGGGAACCACAACGGCAAAUCUGGAUAGACCACCAGCGAAACCUCGAUUUGGCUUCUAGGCUGUUAGCUGAAGGGCGUUACACAGUAUCUGAAUUUUUGGCAUGUACUAAACAUGUUACCCCAAAUUUUGGAGUAGUCAGACCCAUGCAUAUUGCCCAACCACUUCCACUUCCUGAAAUACAACCGGUCGUUGAGAAUCGGCAACCAGUUAAUGCCAGGGAAUUUAUUUUAGAAAGAUGGCCUAUUGUUGAUGGAGAAAUAAAUAGUAAAAUUUAA